AUGCUCCGCUUUCCCGAGUCCAUCAGGGCCCAAGAUAAUCCCGCUAUCGACUGGUGGGCUAUGGGAGUCAUCCUCUUCGAAAUGCUCACCGGCGUGACUCCGUUCGCUGAUGAAACUCCGGAGGCUAUUUUCAACAACAUUCUCACUGCAGGUAGCGUCUUCUAUGCCAUUGGCAGAAUCUUCAUUUUCAGCAUCCGCCCUUGCCUGCCUUUCAUUCCUCCUAAAUUUUUGAUUAUAUUUGUUUCUUCACCUUCGGGUCUGAACUUAUAGUUCUUACCGUGGGCAAAGGGUGCAGCUACUUCCAUUCAUGGUAAAGUUGACAAAGUAAAAAUCCAAGAACGAUUUCAAACCACCCUUUACUCCCCUCCGCAGAUAUUCCUUGGCCAGAGGCUGAUACGGAGGAUUGCCUCUCCGAACCAUCCCGCCAACUUAUAACCGGGUUGCUAUCACGAUCGCCAGAAGAACGAAUGCGAUUGGUCGCUGGCAUAAGAAAACACGAGUUCUUCGCGCAUAUCGGUUCCUGGGAGCAGCUCAGCCAAGUGGAGAUGCCCUUUGUGCCAUGUCCGGACGACGACAGCGACACGGGAUACUUCGAGGUGAGCUGACUGCUCUACCAGGCAGUUUGCCGUCUAUCGGUGCGUGGCACAGCUCCCCUCCCCCAAGCGGCGUUGGACCAAAUGAGGACCACACAGGCCUAUGACGCAUGUCGGGUGAACAGGCCUACUGCGUUACUCCUAGCCGGGGGGAGGGGGGGCACAGGUGCGUGUGGCAAGCUCUAGGAGGCGGCCUUCGACCGCGCCAGUUGCUAUGUCAAAUCCUGUCUCCAGACGGCCUUGUUGGAAUCUAUCACCUUUAUGUGAUGGGAGGGCAAAAAGGCUGAGGUCGGUCCGGCUCGGAUCCAACACUCACGGCGUCCCCAACAAUUGUAGAUUGAUAGGCACUCAACUGAUGGGGGUAAUUCGGUUGUCUAUCGGACUAAGGGCCAGGCUGCAAUGGCUGCCUUACUGUCGGUCGCCCUUAUGUUAGCCCCUUUCGAUAAAAGACCCGAAGCCCUUUUUUGUAAGAUUAGCAUGUACGUGUAGGCAUGACACGCCACAUGUGGAUUCAGCCAUCUUCAGUCGUCAUGACUCCGCUGCCAUUAGAACAUGCUGGGUGUGGGGAGGUAGUGGUUUGUACGCUGCGCUUGUCUCCCAAUAUAAACCCCUAUGCCUUUUAGAAACGGCAAUGCGUGAUAACGGCAUGUUUAUAUUUUGGAACCAUCUUUGCAUUGCAUUAAAAGCGGGCACUCGCCGUUUUGAUUCCAUAAUGUAAACGCCUUGACGUAGUAUGCUUUUCUGAUUCCGCUGUGGAAAUGUUAGACCAGUGCUUAUUUGAUAUUUUUCAUUAAGGGAGCAAGUCCAGUGUUACUAUAAUGGUCAGCGUUACCAGUUGAAACUAGUCACGAAUUUAUGCGACAUAAUUUGCGUUUUCUUUGCCGUCUAUCACUGUACACUCACCAGUUUUUUGCUAUCACCUCGCAACCUUUCAGCUUCGGAACAAUGCCAAAAACUACGAAGUCAGCUACAGCGGCUGUGAUCUACAAAAUGCCACACCAAAAACAACUAAGUGA
Spirometra erinaceieuropaei is the source of this 1609-nucleotide messenger RNA. The record is from the annotation of a GenBank genome assembly. Lineage: Eukaryota; Metazoa; Platyhelminthes; Cestoda; Diphyllobothriidea; Diphyllobothriidae.